AUGGCUUCAGUCGCACUGGCUCUUUUUACAAAUCCCUUCAUUGUUGGGUUGGUGGCAAUCUCAUGCUACGCUCUCUAUCUUUAUCUUUUACCUAAACCCAUACCUGGCAUCCCCUAUAACAAAGAUGCAGCCCGGCAGAUCAUGGGUGACAUACCCGCUCUUCUGGAGAGCCAGAAACAUGACAUCUCAAUAUGGCGAUGGGUCGCACAACAGUGUGAGCAACUGCAAUCUCCGAUAGUCCAGCUGUGGGUGCGACCCUUCUCUCGCCCCUUGGUUGUCCUCGCAGAUUUCCGCGAAGCCGAAGACAUCAGUAUGCGACGCACCAGGGACUUUGAUCGGGCAGACAGCUUGGACUACAUUUUUGGGCCUCUUUUCCCGCAGUUCCACAUGCUGAUGAAGACUCAAAAUCCUCUGUAUAAGAGGCAGCGCAAGUGGUUACAAGACCUCAUGACCCCGAAUUUCCUUCACAACGUCGCAGCGGAGCUGAUCUACCAGAACGUUGUAAAGGUAGCUGAGCUUUGGGAGCACAAGACGCGUCUUGCCAGAGGCCACCCCUUUGCCGCCUUCGAUGACAUUUACUAUGGUUCUCUCGAUGCUGUUUUCUCGUUCUCAUUCGGCGGUUCUUUUGCUCACAUGUCGAUACCGGCCCGCCUUGAGCUGAUUUCAUCGCUGAGAGACAUCGAACAACCGCCGGACUCGGACGCGCCUGUUAUUUUCCCAGGGGAAAAAGAAAACAGGGUCGUCAAAGCCAUUUUGACGCUGGCCGAAACCAUAGAGGGAACGAGGAAGGCCAUGAGCCCAAGAUUAACGAGCUGGUAUCUUCACCAAACACGACGGAUUAAAGAGGCGAAACAGAUUCGAGACAAUUUCAUAAACCGCGAAAUCGACCUUGCCAUCCGAAAGCUUGAGACAGAAGAGCCUAUUUCCUCCGCAGUAGAGCAUAUGAUGUACAGGGAGAAGCUCUUUGCCGAGAAAGAAGGAAGAGAGCCGAUGUUCAAGUCCCCGGGGAUGCAUAGCGAGAUCUUUGGUUUCUUGAUGGCAGGGCAUGAGACGACCGCCACCGCAUUCGCAUGGGGCCUCAAGUAUCUUACAGACCACCAAGAUGCCCAGGUCAAGUUACGCGACGCGCUCCGAAACCAUUUUUCCCUGGCCGCAGAGGAGAACAGGCAGCCAACGUAUGAGGAGAUAAUGAAAACCAGUAUUCCGUACCUCGACGCCACCAUAGAGGAGAUUCUUCGCUGCGCAGGAACGACUUCUGUCGCGGACCGACAGGCCUUGAAAGACACCACUGUUCUGGGCCAUCAUAUCCCCAAAGACACCACCGUCGUCCUUGUCACCAUCGGUGAAAGCAUCAUGAAGCCGGCCUUUGAGAUUCCAGAUACAAAGCGCACAAAAACAGCACUCGACGCCGCGAGUCGCAUUCGAAGCUGGGAAUCCUCUCCGUAUCCCGCGGCCGACUUCCAACCUGACCGAUGGCUUGUGCCGUCAACCGACAAUCCCGACCACAUGGUCUUUGAUGCCAUGGCCGGACCACAUAUGGCGUUUGGAUUGGGGCCGAGAGCUUGCUUCGGACGAAGACUGGCGUAUCUAGAGCUCCGGAUGCUUACGGUACUUUUGUUCUGGGACUUUAAGCUACAGUCAUGCCCCCCUGAGCUUUCUUGCUAUAACGGGUAUGAUGGUUUGACUGUUAAGCCAAGGCAGUGUUUUGUGAGAUUGGCUAAGGCUUGA
This is a messenger RNA of Colletotrichum truncatum, 1728 nucleotides long. RefSeq names its product cytochrome p450 monooxygenase. The record is from RefSeq and is a predicted model, not a curated record. NCBI's taxonomy places the organism in Eukaryota, Fungi, Ascomycota, Sordariomycetes, Glomerellales, Glomerellaceae. Gene Ontology annotation, molecular function: oxidoreductase activity, acting on paired donors, with incorporation or reduction of molecular oxygen; heme binding; monooxygenase activity.